CUCAUGUCAGAACACGAGGAGUAUCUUGCAGUGCUCAAGGCCUCAUACGACUACGAGCCCCAGUCAGAGGACGAGCUUGCGAUCACUGAGAACCAAAUCGUCUUUCUCCUUGAACGUACCGAUGAUGAUUGGUGGAAAGUCAAGAUAAAAGGCGAAUCACAGGAAGAAGAUAGCCCAUCUGGCCUUGUUCCUGCUGCUUAUGUCGAGCAGGCUGAGCACACGUCUCUCGUUAGAGCUCUCUAUGACUAUGAUUCCGUUGCACCCGGAGAGCUGUCUAUCAAGGAGGACGAGAUUCUCAUGGUCUUCGACCGUGAAGAAGACUGGAUGCUUGUUCAAAGCAAGAACGAGGGCGGUAAGGCUGGUUUUGUACCAGGAAACUAUGUCGAAGAGACGACUGGCGUGCAAAGCACACCGGCGUCUGCUCCCGUAGCACCACAGAUCGUCAUUCCGCCAUCGCCUGAACCCCCAGCUCGCCCCGUGAGCGUGUACGUGGACCCUGCUGACAGAGUCGCCCAGUCCAAAGCUCAAGCUCGUGUGAGCGACGAGAUCAAGACCUGGCCCGUGUCUGAAGUAGACAAGAAAGGCAAGAAAAAAAAGGGCACUCUCGGCGUUGGUAAUGGUUCCCUCUUCUUCGCAAGCGAGUCAGACAAGACUCCGGUGCAGAAAUGGCAGAUAUCUGACGUCGAGGACAUAUCCGUGGAGAAGAACAAGCACGUGCAUAUUGGCAUUGGCGGGCCCAGCGCAACAAAGCUGCACUUCAACGUUGGAAGCAGAGACACAGCUGAUGCCGUGGUCGAGAAGCUGCAGGCCUCUCGUACAAUUGCGUCCGCUGAGCAACGUGCCGUUAGUUCUCCGUUGCCGCGCUCGGAGGUAAGCAGCCCGGUGAAGAAACACGUCGCUUCCGUGCGGUUUGCGGAGGAAUCUCCUGCAAUUAUUCCACCACGCGAACCCUCGGAGGAUGGCGAGGAGGCAGAGGAAGAGAUACAGGAAGGUGUUCAGAGUGCGGAUGAUGGCGAACCUGCCGUCGCAUUAUAUGACUUCGAGGGCACGGGUUCAGAUGAAUUGACCGUUCAAGAGGGCGAGCGGCUGUGGAUUAUCGAGAAAGAGGGUGAAGAAUGGUGGAAGUGCAGGAAUGAGCAUGGGAUUGAGGGUGUUGUGCCUGCGUCGUAUCUCGAGAGCACUGGAGGGGCAUCUAUUACUACAGAGCUAGAGGAUGACGGUGCUGCCGAACGUGAAGAGCAGGAGCGUCUCGAGGCCGAAAGGAAAGAGGGGGAACGACGGGAACGCGAGCGUGCCGAAAAGGAGCGGAAGAAAAAGGAGCAGGAGCAACGCGCGAAGGCUGCCGCUGCAGCGGCAGAGGUCGACAAGAAGCGGCGUGAAAAGGAGGAGGCUGCCGCUGCCGCCGAAGCCGAACGUGUACCUUCCGCGGAGUCUACACGUAUAUGGCACGACCGCAGUGGCCAGUUCCGUGUCGAAGCUGCUUUUCUUGGGUACUCCAACGGCAAGCUCCGUCUACACAAAGUCAACGGUGUCGUCAUUGAGGUUCCAUCGGAGAAGAUGUCCCUCGAAGACAUCCGCUAUGUUGAGCGACUUACUGCCAAAAAUAUCAACCCUCCCGCAGCGCAACGCCGUCAUUCCGAUGAUGACGAUCAGCCGCUUGCGCUCAAGCAGAAGGAAGUCGCACGGCGGGCGACCAUGUCAGCGCAGCCGAAGAAGCCGCAGACGGAUUGGUUCGAGUUUUUCCUGAAUGCAGGCUGCGACGUUGAUGAUUGCACGCGAUAUGCGUCCUCCUUCGAGCGUGACAAGAUUGAUGAGGCAAUCCUCCCAGACACCACUGAGUCCACAAUGCGUUCGCUGGGUCUGCGUGAGGGCGACAUCAUCCGCGUCACGAAGUAUAUCCAGCAGAAGUUUGCGAAACCCAAGAAGGAUACGUCACAAGAGCAGCUUAUUCGCGACGAAGAACUGGCACGACAGCUACAAGAAGAGGAGAACGGCGGCAGGAGUAAAGGGUCAUCAAGUCCUGCGCCCAACCUAUUUGCUGGUCCAGGAGGCGUUCUCAAGAACAAUACCCAGCGCCGCGGGAGACCGCAGCCUAGCAAGAGUCUGCCACCCCCGUCUGUCGACCUCAGUGCCAUUAGCACCGCCUCUGACCAGAUUAAACGGACUGGUUCGCCUCUCGUCGGAAGCCCUGCCACUCUCACACCAGUGCAGCUACCUCAGAGAUCAAGUUCAACGGUACCCGUUACUAGUGGCUUUGACGACGAUGCUUGGACGAACAGACCGGGGUCUAAACCUUCAGCUGCUCGUGCACCAUCGGCACCGCCAGUUGCUGCUACCGCACCUAUAAUUGCGCCUGUCUCGGCUGCACCGACGCCGCCCCCUACUGCGCCAGCGCAGGCUACAGCAACUGGCAAUGGCCUUGCGAAGACUGAUGCUGACAUCUUCGACCAGCUUUCGCGCCUCAGUCAGCUGAAAACAAGUCGUCCUUCUCCAUCCCCAGCGCCUCCUGCUGCGCCAAGUCCACCAGUAAUAUCCCCACCACCUGUCUCAUACAACGCUGGCCUUGGAAUGGGUCCUUCUCCUACUCCAAUUGGACAACACCUACAGAUGCAGCAAACAGGUGUUCUUCCCCAGCCCCAGCAAGGCCCCCGUGGACCAUUCGCUCCCGUUCCAGCAAAUCAAAGUCUGUUGCAGCCUCUCAUACCCACUACAACAGGGUUCAACAGCUUUGUGUCAACACGCCCAUUCAACUCGUCGCCUUUCCAGGGUCAGGCACCACCUUCAUUCCUGUCAGCGCAGCCAACGGGCUUCCCCGGCACAACACAACCACUCUUAUCACAGCCGACAGGAUUACCAGCAUCGGGACCACUGCUCUCGCAGCCAACCGGUAUGCUCGGUGGGUCGUUUGGCACAUUUGGCGCUCGACCAUCAUUCCAGAAUACCACCAUGCAACCAGUGCAACCGAACCCAACAGGAGUGUUUGCUCAAUCACCAUUCAACAAUGUGGUUUCUACACCACCGCCCGUUCCUUCAUUAUACUCUCAACCGAGCACUAGUUCUAACAUAACACCGGCAAAUAUAUUUGCUCAGAUGAAAUCGGGAACGUUUGCCAGUGGAAACGAGCAUUCCGGACCUCAGCAGGCGGAGACAUAUAAUGCUCUGCGCGUAAAUCGAUUCGUUUCACAAACUACUGGAUGGGGAUUUCAACCUAACAACGGAUUUCAACCGAGUGGAUAUACGGGAUACUAG
Suillus paluster is the source of this 3249-nucleotide messenger RNA. RefSeq lists its product as uncharacterized. The record is from RefSeq and is a predicted model, not a curated record. Gene Ontology annotation, biological process: regulation of actin filament polymerization; actin cortical patch assembly. Gene Ontology annotation, molecular function: identical protein binding; ubiquitin binding; protein-macromolecule adaptor activity. The annotation marks the transcript as partial. The transcript has 11 exons. Gene Ontology annotation, cellular component: nucleus. Lineage: Eukaryota; Fungi; Basidiomycota; Agaricomycetes; Boletales; Suillaceae.